Messenger RNA from Coniophora puteana RWD-64-598 SS2, 456 nucleotides. RefSeq lists its product as uncharacterized. Lineage: Eukaryota; Fungi; Basidiomycota; Agaricomycetes; Boletales; Coniophoraceae. The coding region runs from base 1 to 456 and encodes 151 amino acids. The record is from RefSeq and is a predicted model, not a curated record. The transcript has 3 exons.
AUGCCGGGGACCGCAAGCGGGCGCACGACGCCGACGCAGCGCUCCGUUGCGCGCCUGAGCCUGCUCCCGUCGUCGUCGUCGGGCCCGGUGUUUCCGCAACAGCAGCGCGACCCCGAGUGCGCGUGGCGCCCGGACAGGUGCGAGAUGAUCAGGCAGUAUACGCUGCAGAGCGCGGAGAGCGGGCUGGGGAAUGAUUAUUUGAAGCGGAAGAACGUGAUUAGGGUGCGGUUGGAGGGCGAGCAGUUUUUGUUGCAGGCGCAGGAUGUGCAGGCUGUGGUUGAGUGGAUCGAGGCGUUGCAUACGGGGACGAAUAUUGCGUUGGAUUUGGAUUCUAGAGUUAUGCCGAAGGGGCCGAUGUUCCCGAGACGUAGACGCCGCCGUGCGCGCCGUACCGCGACGCAGCAGCAUGUGGCGGCGCAGCCGGUCGUAAGCGGCAGUUCAAGCGGAUCGUCAUAG